GUAUGUGUGUCUGCUUCCCCACACGAGUUUACUGCAAUUCCGAAUUCUCACAACCACCGCCAGAAUGGCAGCUGCACCCCCGAACCAAGACGACUCUAGCCGGGGUAGUAGCGGUAGCAGCACGCCCAGCGUCCUUGUCGGGGACGGGGACACGGAAGAGGCCGAGGAUUUCACCUCCCCUUCCCACUGCACAGAGCUGUCUCGGCGGCAGAACGAACAGAGGAAGCAGGGAUUGUUCUGCGACGUGACGCUGGCCUUCAGCAGUGGGGCGGCAACCGGGAAUGUUCAGAGCUGUGAGUUUUCCGCUCACCGUUCUGUACUGGCCGCGGCUACGGACUAUUUCACGCCGUUGCUGGGAGGGCAGUUCUCCGAGUCGCUAUCGGGUCGGGUUGAGUUGAAGGAAUGGAGCGCUGAAUUGGGACCAGACCCGGAGACGGUGGAGAGUGUCAUUCAGUACAUGUACAUCGGAGAAAUACGUGUGAGCACCUGCAAUGUGCAUGAAGUGUUAGAGCUUGCUGACAGGUUCCUGCUGCUACAUCUGAAGGAGUUCUGUGGGGAGUUCUUGAAGAAGAAGCUGAGCCUGGCCAACUGUGUGGCGGUGCACAGCCUGGCCCACAUGUACACCCUGGACCAGCUGGCUCUGCGUGCCGCAGACAUGAUCCGACGCAAUUUCCACAAGGUCAUCCAGGAUGAGGAGUUCUACACCCUGCCCUUCCACCUGGUGAGGGACUGGCUGUCUGACGCAGAGAUCACCGUGGACGCGGAAGAGGUGCUGUUUGAGGCUGUGGUGAAGUGGGUCCAGAGGAACACAGAACAGCGGGGGAGGUACUUUGAGGAGUUGUUCCGUCUCCUCCGGCUACCCCAGAUUAAGCCCACCUGUCUGACGCGCGUGGUGAAGAACGAGGCACUGGUGGCGGCCAAUCAGGCCUGUCUCCGCCUGGUGUCCGAUGCCGUGGAGGGCCACGCCAUCCGCUGUGAGAACCUCAAGUCAGCUGACCUGGAGUUCUGGUCGUCCUACAUGGCCUCCUUCCAGCCGCGCUUCGGCCAGAACAUGGACGUGAUCAUGGUGGUGGGCGGGGUGUCGGAGGGGGGUGACUACCUGAGUGAAUGUGUGGGUUACUUCAUCUACGAGGACCGCUGGGUUAACCUGCCCCACAUCCACAACCACCUGGAUGGCCACGCCAUCGCCACCACAGAGUCCCACAUCUACGUAGCGGGAUCCAUGGAACCGGGCUUCGCCAAGACCGUGGAGCGCUAUAACCCCAACCGCAACACCUGGGAACAGGUGAGCAACCUGACCACACGUAAACACUCAUUUGGUCUCACCUGUAUCAAAGACAUCCUGUAUAGCAUCGGUGGCCACGGCAACUUCAGCCCCGGCUUCAAGGACGUGAGUGUGUACGAGCCUGAGCCGGACAAGUGGCACAACCUGGAGUCGGCGCCCAAGAUCCUGCGGGACGUGAAGGCGGUGAGCGUGGAGGACCGCUACGUAUACGUGACGGCACGCACGCCGGUGGACACGGACAACGAGGACGGGCUGAAGACGGUCACCACGCGUUACGACACAGAGAGCCGCCAGUGGCAGGACGUGGACUCCCUGCCACUCAUAGACAACUACUGUGUGUUCCAGAUGGCCGUAGCCUCCACCAACUUCUACCACACAGCCUCCUGCUGCCCUAAGAGCUACACGGUGCGGGAUGAGGCCGCCAAGCAGAAGAUCAGCGCCCACAUAUCAGACGAGAUCCUGGAGAGCUUGCCGCCCGAGGUCACCAGCGUCGAGGGCGCCGCCAUCUGCCACUUCGACGAGGACGUCUUUGUGAUCGGCGGCUGGAAGAACAGCGACGACGUGGACAAGCAGUACCGCAAAGAGGCCUACCGCUACUCUGCCGAAAGGAAGCGCUGGAUGUUGCUGCCGCCCAUGCCCCAGCCACGCUGCCGCGCCACCGCCUGCCACGUACGCAUCCCCUACCGCUUCCUGUACGGCUGCCAGCGCUACCCCAUGCCCCAGAACCUGGCCCGCCAACGGGACCGUAUGCAGCAGAUGCAGCAGCUACACCGGCGCACCCUCACCCUGCGCAGGCAGCUGCAGUCUCAGAUCGAGUGCUGAGCUAUUGCAACCCCUGUCUGUCCAUCACAUCCACCCCAGAGGAGGAGCAGCCCAGUCCAGCUCCAAACCCCAAACAUCCCCUGGCAGCCAUCGUCAUCAACCCCCACCCAUAACCUGCUGGAGCAGUGGCCUCCUAUGUUGCUCUCAUGUUGGUUAUUUUCCAAGAGAACUCUGUGCCAGAUCAUCAGGUUGAGACUAUGGUGUUGGUUGAGACUAUGGUGUUGGUUGAGACUGUGGUGUUGGUUGAGACUGUGGUGUUCAAGGCUGGGAGAUGUGGGAGUGAUGUGACUCUGUGCUGGCCAGGUGUUUGUCUAUGUGGGGAGGACAGGCUGAAUGUUACAAAUGUGAAUAGAGUGUUGUACAGUGACCAACAUCGGACUACACUACGUAUGUACGUCAGGCACAGGUGAUGUUUGUCUUUUUAUACAUACAUAUAGUAUAUAGUUGUAUAUGUAUACUUUUAUUAUAUAUAAAUAUUUUCUGUCCCCCUUUUAUGCCUAUAUGAUGUAGACAAUGUGACCCUUCAGUACGGCAGAAUCUACAUUCCUCCAAUCCAGUGUGCUUAGUGAAGUCAGUCGCUCUCUAUGACAUUCCAUCAGGACACUGACAGUCUCUCCAUGCAAAUAUCACACACAUACAUACAUACAUACAUACAUACAUACACUCUGUCCAGCUGUAGGGUCGGGACAAUACCAGUAUUGCGAUACUCGUUAGUGUCGUGGCAAGUGAACGUAACACGAAGCAGAUCUAACUUCGUUAGGAAAACAAACAUUUCAUGUCAUCCAGAGUCACAUUUAUUUUUCCAAGCUAUAGCACACAAUAUGUUACAUACAGCAGGUUAUUAACUUGGUAACAUUCCAUUGAUCAUUUGAAAUUCCAUCAACCAUUCCGUUUAAUUAUUCUUCAGUCUUCUGCUCGUCACAUUCCUGUUGGUAGGAACAUUGUGUAGAAGGACCUAGGUGGGAGUUUAUGAAUGUUUCUCUUCUUAUUUUGUCUGCAUUGGUUUUAUUGAGUUUAAUUGCUGGAGGGUGUAGUUCCAAUGGGGGACUUGAUAAUGUGUGUGUCUGCGUACGGUAAAGAAUGCUUGGAAAAGCUGGUGAAAAGCAUGCCUAGUAGUGCACUUAUCUACCCCUUAAUCAGUUUGUAAUAUUUAAGUCCGAGUGGGUUUACCUGUCAUAUUUGUCUUCAGAUAUGGCCGAUUUGCAUUUUUUUCCUUUUAAUUUAUCAUUUAAUCCAACACCAGCCGAUAAUCUAUUCAGUUCCCAUGUGAGAAAAUAUGUACACUACAGUGAUUUGCAUAGUAAUCCAAAAUGAAUGUGAUGUGAAGUGUGAGUGAGCCCUGUUGCUGUACCUCAGGCUUAUUCAGGGGUUCAUCUGAGAGAUCCUGCCACCUUGUUGUAUGUUCUCCUCACCCUCCAAAGACAGUCAGAUGAGAUGUAUAGACCAGUGGUUCCCAACCAGGGGUACUAAGACCCCUGGGGGUACUUGGCCUAUCCACAGGGGGUACUUGAAAAGACUGAGUCCAUAGGGUUAGUGGUAAAAUGCACAUGGGGGGGGGGGGGUACUUCAGGGGUAUUCCGGGCAGAGCAAAAUUCAGUUGGUGGUACGGUAACCAAAAAAGGUUGUGAACCACUGGUAUAGACUAGAGGGUAUCCUUAUGUUACUGAGCAGAAUGACCAUAUCAAGGUGUAUGUGUUGCCAUUGAGUUCAAGAGUUCAUUGAUUGUUAUAAGCACUAUCCCUGAAGCUAAUUUAUAACGUAAAGCACUAUAAUUUUGAGAAUGCAAUGAAAGUGUAUUUCCUUAGUUUUGUUUGUUCCUCUUGCAUAGCAUUUGAAAUAAUAUUAUUGACAUAAGUAGGCAAUAUAUAUUUUGCUUUGCAUGUGGCAGUCUGGCAUUGUGUCAAUAUAUUGGAUGUAAAAAAAAAUAUAUGCUGAUGUCAUCACUUGCAAUUAAAAUGUCAAUUUUUUUUUA
This is a messenger RNA of Salvelinus namaycush (lake trout), 4079 nucleotides long. Its product is annotated as kelch-like protein 11. Gene Ontology annotation, molecular function: protein binding. NCBI's taxonomy places the organism in Eukaryota, Metazoa, Chordata, Actinopteri, Salmoniformes, Salmonidae. The transcript is spliced from 2 exons. The coding region runs from base 65 to 2107 and encodes 680 amino acids. The record is from RefSeq and is a predicted model, not a curated record.